CAGUGGUGGUUUCCUGAUGAUCUUGAUAUAGUUAGACAGAUCAGGAAGAGUGAUGAUAAGUUGGCCAAAGCUUCACUCGAAAAAAAUCAAAAAAAUCAAAAAAAUCAAAACACGGUCGUAAUGCCGACAAUCCAAGUAGAAAUGGUUCAUACUGAUUCAACUAAU
Acaulospora morrowiae is the source of this 165-nucleotide messenger RNA. The record is from the annotation of a GenBank genome assembly. Lineage: Eukaryota; Fungi; Glomeromycota; Glomeromycetes; Diversisporales; Acaulosporaceae.